Megalops cyprinoides (Indo-Pacific tarpon) is the source of this 1314-nucleotide messenger RNA. RefSeq names its product QRFP-like peptide receptor. The transcript has 6 exons. The record is from RefSeq and is a predicted model, not a curated record. Gene Ontology annotation, biological process: G protein-coupled receptor signaling pathway. Lineage: Eukaryota; Metazoa; Chordata; Actinopteri; Elopiformes; Megalopidae. Gene Ontology annotation, cellular component: membrane. The coding region runs from base 1 to 1314 and encodes 437 amino acids. Gene Ontology annotation, molecular function: G protein-coupled receptor activity.
AUGAAUAUCACACCCCAAAUUUUGGAACACUGGCUUGAAGCCUCCAACCUCUCUAGACAGCAGUUCAUCCAGAAGUAUGCCAUUCCUCCCCUGGUGUAUGUGCCCAGGAUGCCGGACACCUUGCAGCCUGUCUUUGGCGUUCUGUACGUGCUGAUCUUCAUCCUGGCUCUGACAGGCAACGCGGUGGUGCUCCUCCUGCUGUGUCAACGCAAAGCUGCACAGUCUCCCAGCACCCUCUUCAUCAGCUCCCUGGCGCUGAGCGACAUCCUCAUCUCCCUCUGCUGCCUGCCCGCCACCUGCUUCCAGAAUUUCUUCACCAACUGGCUUGCAAGUGACUUUCUCUGCAAGCUGGUGCCUUUUUCGCAGGUGACUGCGGUGACGGCAAGCAUUCUCACCUUGACCUGCAUCGCCGUGGAGAGGUUUCACGGAAUCCUGUACCCAAUGCGGUUCCAGAACAGCUGCUCCACGCACCAUGCCACCAAGAUGCUGUUGGCCGUGUGGCUAGUUGCUCUAGCAGUUGCAGCCCCAAUGGGGUAUGCUCAAAGAGUGGAGGUCAAGUAUGACUUCCUGUUUGAUGUGCGCUACAUCUGCUGCCAGGAGGUCUGGCCGCACAACCAGCAGCGCCGAGCCUACACCACUGUUCUCUCAGUGCUGCUUUUUCUCAUUCCCAUGGCAACCAUGGCGGUACUGUACUUCAAGAUCAUUAGAGAGCUGUGGGGUAAACACAGGGUUCACGCCAUCAUGUUAGAGACUCUAGAAUCAGAGAUCAGUAAGAUAACCAGGAGGAAGAGGCGUGCUGUGAGAAUGAUGGUUACUGUCGUGCUCCUGUUCGGAGUGUGCUGGGCCCCCUUUCACCUUGUCUCUCUGCUCUCCGAUUAUGGAAUGCUGCACCUGAAUUCAGACUCAGAGUUUGUGGUGUUCAGCGUGGUGCAGCUCCUGGGCUUCAGCAACUCCGUCUGCAACCCCGUGGUGUACGUUACCCUCGGCGACAACUUCAAGAAGGACCUGGUGGGCCGGUUGGUGAGAGCCAGAAAAAGGGCAUGGCUGCCCACCUGCUGCCUCAGGGGCAGGUCCCGGGUGGACGUCUGGGUGGUGGAGCCGCCCGGCCUGAGGAGACGCUCGGAGCAAAGCACGCUGGAGGUGGAGCUGCAUCAGUGGAACAGGGAGGCCUGGGGGCCGGGGCUGGGGCCAGAGCCAGCCUCCUCCAGCCCAUUCCCCAGGGUGCACCUCUUCAGGGCCUGCUGCAAAAAAAGUAGCAGCCCCCUGCUUCUCAGUGUCACGGAUCCCCUCCACAACAGCACACCAGACAUCUGA